This is a messenger RNA of Pseudomyrmex gracilis, 1164 nucleotides long. RefSeq lists its product as uncharacterized. Gene Ontology annotation, molecular function: structural constituent of chitin-based larval cuticle. Lineage: Eukaryota; Metazoa; Arthropoda; Insecta; Hymenoptera; Formicidae. Bases 82 to 819 code for a protein of 245 amino acids. The transcript is spliced from 4 exons. The record is from RefSeq and is a predicted model, not a curated record. Gene Ontology annotation, cellular component: chitin-based extracellular matrix.
GGGACCUAUAUAAGUAGAGUCGCUCGCGGUAUACCGCGAUCCUGUAACACAAUCACUUCUGCCUCAUCAACAACCGCAGACAUGCGUCUUCCCAUGGUGUGUGUCUUAUUUUGCUGCGGCCUUGCGGUCACUCAACACAAUCAACCGUAUCCUGUGACCACACCAGUGCCUAUUUUGAAACAGAUCAACAAACAUAAUGAGGACGGAAGUUACAGUUACGGUUAUGAAGCGGCGGACGGUUCGUACAAGAUCGAAUCCAAGUAUCCGAACGGUGAGGUUUACGGCAAGUACGGUUUUGUGGACGACACCGGCAACGUGCGCGAGAUCGAAUACGGCGCGUCCAGGCGUGGCUUCGAACCAGUCGGUCCUGGGAUAAACGUGCCCCCGCCAACCUUGACCGGUAACAGCAUAGCCGGCGCGAAUGAGCUCGAGGACGACGGACAGUAUCGCGAGGAUCCAUCGAUUUAUCAUACCGAUCCGCGUUACACAAACGGAGAACGUUACGAAUCGUUGGCCAAACACGGACGACAACCUGUCGCCUACAAUUCACCGCAGCAGAUCGCGCCGGCGCCAACGCCGAUUGUUUAUAACCAACCGAGACAUAAUUCACCUGUCACUUAUCAGCCGGUAAGUCCGCGAUUUCAGCCGGAAUAUGAGCCGCAAUACCGAUCGCAGUACCAACAGCAAUAUCAAGGCCGGCAGCUAAUAAAGUCCGCAUAUCCCUCGCCUGCGAUUCCGGCCGGUCCUCAAGGACACGCCGCAACCAAUCUCGACGUCAAUGCCGGAGUGGCGUCCUACACGGUUAAUUACAAACGAUAGAAGAAACAAAAAAAAAAAGAGAUUUUAAUUAUUUUGCGUGUAUAUAUAUAUGUCGUUAUUUAUAGACGAUUUUGACAUUUCCGAGUUGCGUGAGUGUUGCAAACAUUUACUUAAUUAUUUUCACGACGGCAUUAAUGUCAAUGUCAAAAUAAUGUUUCGUAUUAUGUAAUACGUUUACACAUAUUACUGCAUAGUGCUCGAGAGGAGAUAAUUGAGAUCGCAUUUUUCUUUUCUUCGCAAGAUUCUCGAUGACAAAAAAAUGUUUUACGUUCCUCUGCGUGUUUCGCUUUUAAGGCUUCUUCUACCUCAUAUUAUUGAAACAAAAUGUACUUCUUCCACAAUUUC